This is a messenger RNA of Eucalyptus grandis, 1154 nucleotides long. RefSeq names its product ethylene-responsive transcription factor ERF036. The coding region runs from base 102 to 938 and encodes 278 amino acids. Gene Ontology annotation, molecular function: DNA-binding transcription factor activity; DNA binding. NCBI's taxonomy places the organism in Eukaryota, Viridiplantae, Streptophyta, Magnoliopsida, Myrtales, Myrtaceae. The transcript has a single exon. The record is from RefSeq and is a predicted model, not a curated record. Gene Ontology annotation, biological process: regulation of DNA-templated transcription.
GGGUCGCUUUGCUGGAGCGUGCCCACUCUCUACAAAAACCCACCCCAUCUCUCUCUCUCUUUCUAGCACAUUCUCAACCCCCGAUUCAAGGCAAACCACCAAUGCCGGAGCCACCUCUCACGGCGGGCGCCGAGGUCGCCGCCGCCAGCAGCUCCCCAAUCCCAUCGCCCGCCUCCCCGUCUUCCUCCUCCGGCUCGUCCUACGUGUCGAACCCCGAGCCUUCCCGUGACAAGUCGAAAGCAAGAGCCGCGGCUCGGGAGGGCGAGGGCCGCCCGGCGGCCGCGGCGGCGGCCAAGCGAGCCCGGGACGAGGGCAGCAAGCACCCGGUCUACAGAGGUGUCCGGAUGCGGAGCUGGGGCAAGUGGGUGUCGGAGAUCCGCGAGCCCCGCAAGAAGUCGCGCAUUUGGCUCGGCACCUUCCCCACCGCGGAGAUGGCGGCCCGCGCCCACGACGUGGCCGCGCUGAGUAUCAAGGGCAAGUCGGCCGUGCUGAACUUCCCCCACCUCGCCAAGCUCCUGCCCCGGCCCGCGUCCCUCGCCCCCCGCGACGUCCAGGCCGCAGCGACGAGGGCGGCCGCUAUGGACGUCGACCCGGCGACGCCGGGAUCGGCGGUAUCGCCGCCUCCGCCGCCGCCGCCGCCUUCGUGCUCCAAGGGCGCGGAGCCCGAGGAGCUGAGCGAGAUCAUCGAGCUGCCUAAUAUAGAAGGCGGUUUCGGGUUCGGCUCCGGCUUCGGGUUCGGGUUCGGGUUCGGGCCAUCGGAGUCGUCGUCGUCGGGCGACGUGCUGUUGGCCGACACGGUGGACUAUGGCUGGGUGGAGGAUCAGCCGCGGUGGCUGAUCGAGAGCGGAGACGCCGACUUCGGGGCGGAGUUUCUUCAUCGGUUUUUGGCGGCCGACAGUAAUUACCCUCUGGAAUUCGAAGCCCUCGUGCGGGAUUAAUUGCGGCUGAUUAUUUUAGGUGCUUCUCUUUUUCCUUUUUUUUUUUUUUUUGAAUUUUUAAAUUCCUUGGGAGACCAUAUAAAGACUAUGUAGUUUUCUCCUCUAUACGAAUCAGUCUCGUGUCUGUCCCUAGCUAUAUAGCUAACUCGUUUUCUCGGAUCAAUGUAAAUCAAUCAUAUAUUAUACUUAAACAAUACAGCACCCUUCCCAUUGCAA